UUCUUCAACGCGAGAGGUCGUUUGAUGAUGAUUUUUGGCGGCGACGUUUAUUUGCUGUCUAUGGAUAUUCCUAUGGAUUAUGUGAUGGGGUUUUAAGCCUAGAAAACGCGGCUGAAACUUCCUCAUCUUCCUUCCUCAUCUUCUCUCCACUCCAUUCAAUCUCUUCACGAUUAUCCGCAUCUUUUCCCUUUCACCCUUUCUUACUACUCACCUGCUUUCUCAAUCCAAGAACAAGCAGCAACCCCAUCAACUCCGCCCACCCAAUUAUGUCCAAAAAAGGGCUUGGCGGUGGAGCUGCGCUUUCAAAGGACGCGCCUUGGAGGGCCUCCGGAAAACCCAUUCCCAAAAUCCAUCAUGCUCCUCUGCUCCGCAUUUCCCAGUCUCCCUUUUCCGAUUACGCUCUCGCUGUAAUGAAGCAUCCUGAUCCGAUUGGAAGUGGGUUGGCUACGGAUGCCGUUUUGGAAGCGGCUGGGCCUGAUUGUAUUGUGCCUGGACAAUCCGCACCCGUUAAAUUGCUUGGUCUCAAGGUAUGGCCCAUUGAUGUCGAUCUGAAGGUUCUUGAGCCUGUUGGCCGUGAGCUUAAAUUACUUGGAAAGGUAAAUGGGAACAAUUCUAUAUCUGUGUUUCGUAAAAUUUUUCUUUUUUCCUUGCAUGUAGGUGUUUUAGUGCUUGGAAGUAUAUAUAUUGGUUUUACUUUCAAAAAAACUCAUCGUCUCCCAACCCAGACGUGGAGCUGUUCUUGGGUGGGCAAAACAUCCUAAAAAAUUAACACGACCAUAGGAGUGAUUCAUGUUCAAUAAUCCAGUUAUAAAAAGAACAAAGGAAGUAAUUUGUCUGUAUUGAAAUCAUGUCUAUCGUGUUUUAAACUGAUCAAUCCGCAUUGUAGAAACAUGAAAUCAGGACAAGUUUUUUUUAUCCAUAAUGCAGAUAUUCACCUUUACAGAUUUUGGGUGAAGUAGGAUGUAGUUCUCCUAUUCUUAUUAUUGGCCCUUCUAUAUGCAAAAACAUGAUCUUGGAGUUGAAACAAUAUAGACACAAAUUUCAAUAUUUUAGUUUUAGCCUUGAGACAUUGAGGAAUCUCACCAGCAAUUUUUUUUUUUUUUUUUGUAAUUUUUAAAUUAUUGUCACUAUUCUCAUUCUUCUGUUGUUUUUCUUUCCUCUGAAGUUUAUGGAUGAUGCGGUGAGCCUCAUGAACAAGUCGUUCAUUGAUCGCUAGACAUGGCAGUUUCAAUCGAUGAUGAAAAGUUGCAUAGAGGCUGCAAUUUUUGCUGGCUCUGUGAGUGGCAACUUAUCCACCGGAACUGUCUUUUGAUAAUUUCCUCUCUUGCUACUAAAUCUUCUCAUGUAAAAACAGUCUCUGGCCUCUAGAAGCGGUUUCAUUACUCCCGUUUCUGUGGCUUUUCAUUGUGACAUUUAAUAGUGAAGUGCCUUGUAAGGGUUUUCUAUGGGGUUUUGAUUGAUAAAGGUUAUUGUGUAAAAUAAGCAUUAAUUAAUGGUUCAUACCCAAUUUUCA
This is a messenger RNA of Cucumis melo (muskmelon), 1513 nucleotides long. RefSeq lists its product as uncharacterized. Bases 267 to 761 code for a protein of 164 amino acids. The record is from RefSeq and is a predicted model, not a curated record. Gene Ontology annotation, cellular component: chloroplast envelope. NCBI's taxonomy places the organism in Eukaryota, Viridiplantae, Streptophyta, Magnoliopsida, Cucurbitales, Cucurbitaceae. The transcript has 3 exons.